Molecule: messenger RNA, 1266 nt
Organism: Hansenula ciferrii
Lineage: Eukaryota; Fungi; Ascomycota; Saccharomycetes; Phaffomycetales; Wickerhamomycetaceae
Gene: YHB1
Product: flavohemoglobin
Exons: 1
Coding region: 1-1266 (421 amino acids)
Biological process (GO): nitric oxide catabolic process; cellular response to nitrosative stress
Cellular component (GO): intracellular anatomical structure
Molecular function (GO): heme binding; FAD binding; oxygen binding
Source: RefSeq, a predicted model, not a curated record
AUGCCUUUAACUGAUAAACAAAAAGAAAUCAUCACUGCUUCUAUCCCAUUCUUAGAAUCAAAUGGUGUGGAAUUAACUGCCAACUUCUAUGCUUACAUGUUGGAAACUUAUCCAGAAGUUCGUCCUUUCUUCAACAAGACUCAUCAAAAGACAAAAUCUCAACCAAAAAUCCUUGCUUUUGCUUUAGUUAAUUAUGCUAAAAAUAUUAAUGAUUUAACUCCUUUAUUAGGUUUUGUUAGACAAAUUGUGGAAAAACAUGUUGGUCUACAAGUUACUCCAGAACAAUAUGAUAUUGUUGGUACUUGUCUUUUGAAAACUUUAAGUGAAAUGCUUGGUGAAGCUGCCACUGAGGAAUUUAUUGAAGCUUGGAAAGUUGCAUAUUUUGAUUUAGCUAAUAUUUUAAUUGGUUUAGAAAAGGAAAGAUAUGCUACUGAAUUAAAAAUUGAAAAUGCUUGGUUAGGUUUUAAAGAUGCUACUGUUUUUAAAAUUGUUGAAGAAUCUGAUUCAAUUAAAAGUAUUUAUAUUAAAGCUAAUGAUGGUAAAUUACCAAAAUUCCAACCUGGUCAAUAUAUUACAAUUAGAUUAGAAACUGAUGAUGAACAAUCUUUACAAUCAAGAGAAUAUUCAUUAAGUAAUGAAUAUAAUGAUUUAAUCAGUCAAGAACAUGGUUUAGAUCAUUAUAGAAUUUCAAUUAGAAAAAUUCCAAAUGGUAUUGCAUCAAAUUUUAUUCAUAAUCAUGUUUCUGAAGGUUUUAAAUUACAAAUCACUUCACCAUAUGGUAAAUUACUAGAACCUGCAUUGAAAUCAAUUGAAGAACGUACUGAAGAAGUUAAUAAACCAGUUGUUUUCUUUGUUGGUGGUAUUGGUAUUACUCCUUCACUUUCAUUAGUUGAAUAUUUCUUAAGCAGAGGGAAUGAUGUUAAAUUGUUUCUUUCAAAUUCAAAUACAACUUCAAGACCUUUCAAUGAUUGGGUUUCAACAAUUGUUUCAAAAUAUCCAAAUUUAUUACAAGUUAAUGAAUAUAUUUCAAAAGGUGUUGAAUCUAAUUCUAAAUUAAAUUUACCAACUGGUUCAAACUAUAAAGUUCAUGAUCGUCGUAUAAACACUUCAGAUUUAUCAUUCUUCACAAAGGAAAACAUUAAUGAUUAUAAUUAUUACUUAAUUGGUCCAUUACCAUUCAUGAAAGUUAUUCAAGAUGAUUUAAGUGGUAAAGGAUUAGAUGUUUCCACAAUCAACAGUGAACAAUUCGGUCCAGUCUCAGUAUAG